This is a messenger RNA of Acaulospora morrowiae, 1539 nucleotides long. The record is from the annotation of a GenBank genome assembly. Lineage: Eukaryota; Fungi; Glomeromycota; Glomeromycetes; Diversisporales; Acaulosporaceae.
AUCAAAGUAUGGUUACCGGAAAAUCGAGAUAUUAGUUGCACAAUUAUAGGUAAAUUCACGCAAGGUGGUAAGAUUGACGAAAAACGUCUCACACAUAGACUUGUAAUAGAUGAAGGUGAACUCGAUUUCUUGAUUAAAGAUUGUACCGAUGCUGGAACUUUUGCAGGUAGGGAAAAAUGUCCACUCGAAUUUAUACUUACGUAUUAUGAGGGCCAUCAACCUCAGUACACGCAUUUGCGAGCCUCAAUGUUAGCAUAUGCGCAUAUCAAUUUGUUAGAGAUGCUUCAGAGAUUCGAUCCUAAUGAAGUAGUAAGGAUUGCUACAGAUUCUAUAUAUGUACGAAAAGAGGCUUUAUAUAAGAUCGAAAAUACACCAGCAUUCUUCAAGCAAGUUGAGGUGAAAUUUUGCUUUGGGGAAUGGUUUUAUAGACCAGACUCCUAUGCUCUUUCACAUCAACCGGAAGAACAAGAAAUCCAGGAAAUUCAACCUGGUCAAUGGUAUAGUAUUGCACCAACAAUUUACGAUCUUAUUACAAGAUGUCGAAAAUCGUAUCUUAAUGGGGGAGGAGAAUCCGGUAAAACAACACGAGCAAUUAGAAUUUUUAAAGACAUAAACAUGAUUAUUUUCACUCAUACGAACGCAUUGGCUAAAGAUUUUCGAGAAAAACGUAAUGUAAAAGCUCAAACCUGGCAUAGCUUCUUUAGAUGGAAUGGAGUGGGAGAGUGGACACCUGAACGCAUGGAAGAGAAGAAAUUUCUACGAGUUGUUAUUUGGGAUGAGGUAAUUUGUUGCGGUGACGAUGCACAAUCUCCACCAUUCUUCGGAGAAAUGCCACAUAAUUGGUUAAAAGAGCAUGCUGAUUAUUACGAAGAAGUUCUAACCGAUUAUCGUGCAAAAUGUCCUAAGUUACGUAAACUUAAAAAAGCUAUGCGUCGCAAAAAUAAUCGAAUACAAUCAAAAUUAUUUCGAGAAAUUCUUCCGACUAUAGAAAAAUGGGAAUGUCUUGAAAAGGAAUGGACUCCCUCAGAUCGCAUAUUAUCAGCACAUCGCCUAUCUCGAAGAAUUGCAUCGCAAAAAUGCUUUGAACUCCAUCAUAUUAAGUAUCCAGAUACACCAGUUCCAUUAAUAUAUAGGCUGAGAGAUGGACGUAAACAAAACUGCCUUAUCCAAAUUCCCGUUUGGGUUAUCGAUGAACAUUUGGCGUGGGAUAAUCUAAUAUAUCUUGCAGUUGGUCGUGUAGAAUAUUUGAGCCAGCUUAUUCGGGUUGAAGGUCCCCCAUUACCUCCUGAGAUUAAGAAAGCAAAAAAUAAGAAAGCAAUCAAAUGUUUAUUGAGGUCAUUUAUUUCUGGAAAACUCGUAGGAUAUAUGGAUCAAGAUAAGAAAAAAGGUCGCGAAUUUGAUUUAUCUGUUGACUAUAUCCUUACAUUAAAAGAUUUGCAGAAAGAUAAAUGCGCACUAUGCCUAUUGAGAUGGAAUGGGGUUGGUAUGAUGCAUAUAAUCAAGAUCAAUGGACAGUUGAUCGAAUUGAUAACCAAGUAG